Bolinopsis microptera is the source of this 2102-nucleotide messenger RNA. RefSeq names its product serine-rich adhesin for platelets-like. The coding region runs from base 227 to 1759 and encodes 510 amino acids. Lineage: Eukaryota; Metazoa; Ctenophora; Tentaculata; Lobata; Bolinopsidae. The transcript is spliced from 10 exons. The record is from RefSeq and is a predicted model, not a curated record.
AGAUCUAGAUCAGCGCGUUAUCUUUGGAAUUGAGUUAUAUUCUUCUUGCGGGGUGUCAAUCUAAUUGAAUCAAGGAUUUAUCGACGCUUCUUUGCCGCAACUCUUUUUCUAUCUUCAUAUAUCCGGAUAUUUUUGCCAAUAUUUUUGUGGUCCAACCCUUUGGAUAUGUAGCUUCGUUUAGAGUUACUAAUUAUUAAAUUCGUUGGACAGUUUGCGGUGUCUAAAGAUGUACGGAGCCAAUAUGCACAAGAAGAACUUCAACGACAAAACGCCCAAGGACCUAGCAUCCUCUAACAAGCAACACGACUGUGUUCGAUAUCUGGAUACCAUCAAGAAACCUAAAGCUGAGAAGUCGCAGAAAAGAGCUAACAGUCUGACAAGGAUUGUGCAAGCUUUGUCUAUCUCGGGAUCAGAGGAGAAAUCUCCCAAGUUUUCUGGAACCUUGAGCAAGUCUAAACGAAAAGGAAAAGCUCAUGACAAAUCUAUGUCGGACACCGAAUCAGAUACCUUCUCAUCGUUUCCAUGUGAGAAACUGAACUUCAACAGCAAUCUGAACAGAACGCUGCCUCCCCCCGCACCCAGCAGCGACAAGCUCCUCAGUGUAAGAAGACCACGUGCUGGCAGCUUCAACUCUAACAGAAGUGGUGAAGAAGAUUCCAAAUCUGUGUACAGUAACGGAAGUGGAAGUGGCAUAUUAAAACAUAACAGUUGGAUCGGCUCCGGUACCAAGAUCAACAGAAGCCAAUCUAAUGGAGAGAUUAUGACAGGAUCACCAGCCAGCUCCGCCAACUCUACAGGGUUCGACAUAAUGCAAGUUUUAAGGGACGAGAAGAGAAGACAGGAGAAGUUGAGAGCAGCUGACGAGGAUGAUAGACAGAGCAUCAGGAGCGGCAGCUCGUACAACGGAACUCGUGGAAGAUCAGCCUCCUUCCUCAGCUCUGACGGUACCCUGGACCAAGGUCCCUCCUUCGCCCGGUCCCCAAUGUCUGGUUCAGGCUACGUUCCAUCCCCACCUCCCAGAUCCGUCUCUAUGGACCCCUCCAGAACCUCUGUCAACAGUAUUGAUUUUGAUCUGAGACUUGGUUCUCCGAGAUCCCCAGGACCAGAGGGGGUAUCUGUCUCUGAUAGGUCGUCUCUGGCUCUAUCAGAUUCAUCAGGGGACUCGGCCCGGCCGCUGAGUACGAUAAACCGUAUACCCUGCCCGAUGCACCGUCCAACAUCACCCUCUAGGAUAACUACUGGUGAUUUCAACAAGGUGUUCAGUGAACGUCAGGCAGCUAGACAGAAUACUAGGUGCACAUGUAGAAACAGUGGUGAGGUUAUCCUACGUGACAUCCCCGAACAACAGCGCCACAUGGUAGCAUCUCGCUCCUCCAACGGUUCAGACUACGCCAUGUCCCCGACCGGGUCAGGUGGAUCAGGAGUCACCACACUUCGCCGUCAAGCUUCAGAGCUGAGCAGACUCAAUCUGGACAAUUUCAGAUCAAAUUGGGGGACCAAAACGUUAACUCAGCCAGCUAGCAGCAAUAUAUAUUCUAGGUCUCCGGUGGGGACCAAACCUUCACCCCAAAGCUCAAAUUCGACCCAAAAUUUUGGGGUAAGUAACGGACAAUGCCAGGGAUCGCCCUGGAUUAACGAGUAUGGUAGUGCCGAAAAAAACGGCAUCAUAUUUGAUGAAAACAUAUGUAACAGUAAAACGUACCGUGAUGGAACUACAUUCAGGACUUCCACAAAUCUUUCUGAUAUUUGUAAGCUGUGAAGUGUCUUAAUUGAUGGAGCUGUUGAUUGGCCCUACAAAGAUGAGUUUCAGUGUUACUUGUGAUAAGCUUUAUCACUGAUUGGACAGAUCGCUGCAUGUGCGAUUUUGAGAUAUCUGGAUUUGACAGACUUCGAAGUUGAAUUUUCUGUGAUAAAUUUUGCUUGUAGUUGACAUUUUUAUUGUAUAAUUUCCCCUGAUAACUGAGGAGAUACCAUUAUUAGCUGCAAUGACAAGAAUUGGUUAUCAAUUGAAGUCCUAGAUAUUACGUUUGUACAUACAAUUGCAUUUUGCAUUUGCACUGCUAUAUUAAAAUUUGAAAUUCAUUGAUUUACUAAAACUGAAA